Molecule: messenger RNA, 8495 nt
Organism: Mya arenaria
Lineage: Eukaryota; Metazoa; Mollusca; Bivalvia; Myida; Myidae
Product: protein mono-ADP-ribosyltransferase PARP14-like
Exons: 26
Coding region: 112-5574 (1820 amino acids)
Biological process (GO): negative regulation of gene expression
Cellular component (GO): cytoplasm; nucleus
Molecular function (GO): transcription corepressor activity; NAD+ poly-ADP-ribosyltransferase activity
Source: RefSeq, a predicted model, not a curated record
UAAAGGGUUGUCGAUGAGUUGAACGACUGAACAAAGAUUAGAAUUUGCCUUUUAAUAAUCAAAUAACCAUGUGUCUUCAACGGAGUAAAUGGUGAAUUCCACCGUCUGACCAUGGGUGCAGUUGUUGUCAUUCCUAAGGUAACACUAGAGCCGAACGGUUCAAACCUCCUCGAUAAUGAAGGAAUAGUCAUCAAAAAGUCCCGAAUGGCUAGCGAAGAAGACGAUCCGACAGUCAGAGAUGACUGGAGAAAAAAUGUUUUGAUAUCAAACUCAUCACUGGUCUUAGAUCGCAAGAACAAAGUGACCAUAUCCGUCGAAUCGCCAUGUGUUCUAAGGGUUGGUUUGACAACUGUUGACCCACAAAAGCACGCCAAUUUUCUUGACGAGAAUAUAUUUGAGCAAGAAAGCGGUUUUGGAACGAAAAAAGAAGUCAACGAAUUGUUUAUCAACGACUUCAGCUUUGUAGUGUACAACAGCAGAGAAUGCUUAUUUUCAAAAACACAGUCGCCUCUAUGGCUUUAUAUUAUAGUCGUAUACGGGUGUCCAGAUAUCAACAUUGCUCAGGAAGCAGGUACAGUCAAUAUGGAUUUUCUCACUUCAAAUACGACAGCUAUGACAUCAAACACUGCAUCUAUCAACAUAAGAGAGCCCGUUGCUUGUGGAAUAACCUAUAAGAUCAGGUGGAAAAUGGAACUGAAAAAGGAGACGUUUGCAGGAAAGAUGCCACAGCAUGGGCUUCUGUUCUUACGACUUUCAACGCGCAAAACCAACAAUUCUUCUGAAGAAGAAACAGAAUCCCCAUCCACACUCGUCUGGGAAACGGGCAGCGCUAUUUGGGACAAGUCUUUCAACGGCACAAUUGCAGUCCGGUUUGUCCAAGACAAAAACAAAACAAAAAUAAUGCACAACAUUAUGCUUCACUCAGUGAACACUGAACGAGAAGACAUCGUUGACUUGCAAAUUCCUGAAAACAAGCUCUACCUCAGCAUUGAAUUCAGUUCUGGAGAAAUCUCUUGUGAGUGCAACAAGGAAGGAGCUAUAACACAAGGUUUAGGAGCUUUAGUCUUUGUUACAACAAACAAUGAGCCACCGGAGGAAGCGAAAUUAUCCAGGGAUAUUUUGGAACUGGCUUGUGUAGAACCAGUUAGAAUACAGUACGGCAUGGACCCGACUCAGUUUGUUAUCGAGUUUCGCGAUCGGUUACUCAACUCAGGGGAAGCUGGAUUGAAAAAGGCGAUGUGCAGUCAAGUCUUUAAUGUGACACAAACAAGCUUUGUCCAAGUAUUUGGUCCUGUGGACGUUCAGGAUUACUUGGAAGGAUAUUUUACGACACCACAGAACGGCGGUGGCGAUUGCACAGUUCACAAUGUUGAGAAUGAACAGGGCUGUUGGCUAAUCGAAUUUCGCAAUCAUAAAGUUGCCAGGUGUAUAUGGUUACAAGAGAAAGUAAUGAUCGAACGACAUGAAGUUCACAUACUACCUUUCUACGAGCGUCUUAGAUUUGCGACGAGGUCUAGUGAUGGAAAAUACGGCAAGAAACCAGAAAUUGACGGCGGAAAACUUUUGAUUGACGAUAUCGAUGAAACGAAGUUCAUGUUUGUUUAUAGCCGAGAUGAACAAAGACAAAAUCUUAAAUUAAACACUGAUAGAGAAUCUAUCCCGGUCAGUAUUCGGUGGUUUACACCAAGCGAUUUUGAAGGAGACUCACGCAAGCAUCGACUCGAAAUUGAAUGCGAAAUACCUAGGAACAGAUGGAAAGGAAGAAUAAGGAACAAAAUAAAACAGUUUUUUGAUGAUAAAAUCAUUAAAAAUGAAAUUGAAGUUGAGAAACACAUGUGGGAACUAAUUGAAGGAAAGGUCAAAGGUUUACAACGUUCCACGGGAAGUUCCGAUUUAAUAUUGAAUCAAGAUAAGGCUGUAGUUAUUAUAACUGGGGAUAACAGAAGCGAUAUUGAUCGAUUGAAGCGAAGUAUUAUAGGAGGGGAUCCAGUCACACAAGAAACACAAAUAAUCAGUAUUCCUUUCGAAAAAUACACGUGCCUUCGAGAGGAAAAACUAUUGGAAACAGUUGAAAAGGAAUGUCCAAACGUAUCACUUAGUGUGAACAAUGACACAAAGGAACUAUUUAUAUCAGGUCCCGUUGAGGAAGUAAAGAUGGCAAAGGAUCGUGUACAUAAAAUGGCACUAAACAUUAAGAACGUUCACGUUGAUUUGACAACAGCACAGACAAACUUUUUAAAAACAGACAAGGGUAUGGCAUUCUUUCAAGAAUGCCUCAAAGAAAAUGACAUAAAUCAACACUUUUCGAUACCGCCUCACUCAGAAGAACUUGUUGUGUUGACAUACCUAGAUGAUCCACAAAACGACAAGAAAACAAAGAAAAUUUCGGAUAUAUUAUCGAAGCGCAUCUCAACGGUGUCAGUGUCUGUCAACCAAAAGCAUUUCAGUGUAAUACAUUCCCAUUCUUGGGAAUCGUUCCAGUCUGAACAAGAGGAUGGUUUUCCUGUUACUAUAACGUACAACCGAUCUACUUCAACGGUUGAAAUAAUUGGUGCUAAGAAUAUCCUACCAGAUGUAAAGAAAAAUGUAGAAAUGUAUUUGGAAUCUGAUGCGGAAGGAAAAGAUUCCUUGACUGUUUCUCCCUUGGUUGCAGAGUAUCUGGAAACGUUCGAACAUGAAACAUACCAAUCGCAAUGCACGUUUUGUAGAGACACAGGUGAAUACACUGGAAAAGUCAUCAUAUCUGGAUCAGUGAAAUCUGUUCAAGAUUGCCGAUCAAAAUUGGAGAGAAACAAUAAAGAAAUAAAAGUGUUUUGGGCUUUUAUUUCAAAGAAAUGGAUCGCUGGGGCAGUUGAAUAUCUUCCCGUUACUAGACUUCAAAACCUCGAAACGUGUUUGGUCCAAGCAGAUACGUGCGACUCAUUAGCAACAAAUAACAUACAGUGUGUGUCGGUGUACACAAAAUCAGGGGCAGUGAUUCAAGCAAAGAUUGGAAACAUCACAAACGAACUUGUUGAUGUUAUUGUAAACUCAUCAGAUUCUAACAUGGAAUUUACGGGCGGUAUAGCAGCCCAAAUAUGCGAAAAGGGGGGACCUACUGUCAAGGGUGAUUGCGAGAAUCAGGUCAAAAUCAAUGGACCGUUCGAAGUCAGCCAAGUUAUAUCAAGUGGACCUGGUAGACUCCGCUGUCUGAAAAUUGUUCACGCUGUACCACCAAAGUGGAUUGACGGACAGUCAAAUGAACCAGAACUGAUGAAGAAAACCGUCGAAGCAAUACUGAAGAGCGUGUCAGAGAGCAACUUUAUCUCUGUGGCAAUACCACCGCUUGGCUGCGACACCAGACAAUAUACAGAAGACCAAGCUGUUCAACAUAUUGUCGAAGCUGUUGUCGCAUUCUUCGAAAAGGACACGAAAUGCUCCGUCAAAGAAGUAUUCUUGGUUGCAAGCAAUCCGCAGAUUGUAUCAAAGUUUUCUGAAGCACUAAAGAACCUAAAACAUCCAUGGAACACAUUCUGUCACGGAAGGAAAAUGCCGAAAGCUGUUAUUAAAACGAACGAUUCAACAACUGGUGACAAUACAGAGAACGCUGAUGUUAUUAAUCCUUUGCCGGACUCUUUUAAGUGGAAAGGGAAAGGCAAACGAAAGGACAAGACUUUAAGGUGGCGUUUGACAGGAUCGCAACCGCUACAGCGGCUCUCCGAGAAUGAUGAAGGCACAGAAAUCAUGCCAGAGUCUUUCACUGAAUCAGCUUGUAAAGAAUUGCCAUACAGAAUACAGAUAGCAUCGUCAACCACCCUUCAUGUAAUAGUAGGGAAUCUUGCACGGCAUAAGAUGGAUGUAAUAGUGAAUGUGACGCCAAAAUAUCCUGACGUUGUUGGAAACUUAACAAGUGCAGUUAUAGUGGACGGCGAGCUUCAGCAAGAAUGGGCAAAUCUGAAAAGCCUAGAGAUUGGCGAAGUCAAAUGCACGACUGCUGGACAUGGACGACUAAGGUGUAAAAGCGUUUACCACAUUAUUGCCCCCUCGAGAAAUCUGCGAAUGAUGUCGAAUGCAAAUGCUAUACGGGACAUAGUCAACCUAUGUCUACAAAGAGCGAACGAGGACCAGUGUCAGUCCAUUGCAUUUCCUGUCAUAGACCAAGGAAAACUCACAGAAGAUAAAGUGGCAGCUGCCAUGGUGAAAGGUGUUUACGAAUUCCUUCAGGCCGAGAAGAAAUGCUCGAUCAAAGAUGUGUAUUUUGUCAUAUUCCACAAGGAUUUUCACACGAAAAAGGUUUUCGAACAAGAGAUUCCAAAUCUGUUGAAAUUUGAAAACGAGUUCGAUGAUGACGAACCCGUGUCGAGGGUCACCAUGGUAAAACGGAAGACACCGGUCUAUGUUGAGCCUACCGAGCGGACAGCAGCCGAUGAUAUUGCCAUAUUCAAAAUUGUUUCAAUGACAGACGGAGAAAAGAUCCGAAAGAAAAUUGUUCAAAUGGUAGAUCGUGAAAUUGUAACCAAAUGGUUCGAUUUCAAAAAACUGUCAGACGAAAACAAGCUUGAUCAAAAAGAGGAGACCUGUUUGAAAACACUGGAGAAUACCCAUAGCGUGAGUCUUCUAGUGGACAACAAAACAACAUCUAUCAAAGUGACGGGCCUAAAGAAAAGGGUAGAUAAAUGUGAAACAGACAUUAUUGUCAUGCUAUCGAAGGAUUUCCCCAUGAUGAGAUUUAAAAGGAAGUUGGAGAAUCAAAUUGCCAAGUCUGUGCAGUGGUUUUAUGACGACAAUGGACAGAAACGUGAACACGAUCCAGCAUCAAAUUUGGCUCUACAUAUGGGAUACAUAAGCAAUCAGACCAAAACCCACUUUACCUACUACAAUGCUCACAAUGAAGCCGAAUAUACGGUGGAUGUACAGAUGCAACAGGAGUAUCCUACCUCUGAUUCCAAUCAAAAGCGUCAACUAUACCAGCGAUUCAUAAGUCUUGCAAUGAUUGCAAUUCCAGACGCGUGGUCAAUAGCUUCAUCAAAAACCAAUCAAGCCCAAGUUAAACUGCUUCCUUCAGACAAGGAAUACACCGAUGUAAAGGCGAAACUACUGGCUGAUGGACUGAAACCUACCUCUAUUGUUAACAUAAUACGACUUGAGAAUAAACACAUGUGGCAAAUGUAUCACGCCAAAAAGGAACAGAUCGACAAACAGAACCCGAAGGGAACUCAAAACGAGAGGCACCUUUGGCACGGAACAGAUCCGGCCACGGUGGAUUUGGUAAUCAAAUUUGGAUACGACAGAAGUUUUUGUGGCAAAAAUGCAACUGCAUAUGGAAAUGGUGCAUACUUUGCGAUCCAAUCCUCCUAUUCAAAUGGAUUUGCAGUCAUUGACGGUACAGGUGUACGUCGAAUGUUCCUGAACAAAGUACUGACGGGCAUAUACACCAAUGGGGUGAAUGGGAUGAACUAUCUUCCUGAGCGGACGAAAUUGAACGGAAUACCUUUACUAUACGACAGUGCCGCAAAUAACACAGGCAACCCAAGCAUGUUCAUUAUAUUCCAUGACUCGCAGGCAUACCCUGAGUACCUCAUUGAAUAUAAAUAAUGACUGUUUCAGGCUUGCAGACUAGAUUGCUUGUGAAGAUUCUUAAGACAUUCUCCAAAAGGAAAUGUUGGAUUAUUGUUAUUUUCAUUUACUGCAUAUACGGGUUCGACAAUGUUACAAAUUUCAUCACUGUCUGUGGUUUCAAUCAAAUCGAAAAUGUUGUUCGAAAGGAUUGUUUUUGUGAAUCAGGAAGGACCUCCGUCUAGAAUUGCUAUCAUAUCGUUAUGAUUGUUUGAUUUUUAUAAGGAUCACUACACAAAUAAGCUUAUACAAUAUGACAAAACUACAUGUACAGAUGUACAAGAAGAAAUACUGUAUGUUUCCUAUUUUUGUUUCUUUUUCAUGUGUAUUAUUAAUGUAUUUAACUUAUACCAAAUGUUUGUUUGAAGUUCAAGUAUUUUUUAAAGGUGUUUAAAUAUUUGAGAUUUCCAACUUAUAUAUGUGUGCUUAAUCGUGUACAUGUAUUUUCUGCCAUAAUAAUGGCAUUAUGAGUUAUUACAUAAAAACAAAUUUUCGGCCAACUUCUGCUACCAAUGAACUUAAUGCUAUCAAAGAACUUGAACAAUGUGCAGUGACAAUAACCAAUUGGAUGAAUGGAAACAAACUAAAAAUGAACACCUCAAAAACUGAAAUUAUUAUGUUUGGCAGUAGAGCACAGUUAAAUAAAUGUUGUACUAACGAAAUAGACAUAGCUGGUGACAAAGUUCAGUCAGUCAGUGUUAUAAGGUACUUAGGUGCUCACUUGGACGAAACUCUAAAUCUUAAAGAGCAUGUAAAAACCAAAUGCAAAACCGCAAUGCUAAACUAUCUCAGAAUUAAGGGAAUCCGUAAAUUUCUUACUGCAGAUGCGACUAAAAUCCUUGUACAUGUACUUUCAUUAGUCAUCUCACACUUAGAUUACUGUAAUUAUAUACUGUUUGGCAUAGCAGAAUGUGAUCUAUACAAAAUGCAACGUAUUCAAAAUAUGUGUGCAAAACUAUUCUUAAAAAGAGGCAAAUUCGAAAGUUCUAAACAAGCUCUAUAUGCACUUCAUUGGUUACCUAUCAAGGCCAGAAUUAAUUUCAAAUUGCUAUGUUUCAUGUACCAGUGUUCUGUUAAUGAUGCACCUGCCUACCUCACGGAACUUUUGUCUAAACACAUCCAAAAGAGAUCGGGGUUAAGGUCUUCAGAUUCAACAGAGUUACAGUUUGAGAUACCUUUAAACAAAAGAAAAUCCUUUCAUGAUAGAAGUUUUAGUACAGUUGGUCCCAAGCUCUGGAACAAACUACCUUUAAUGAUAAGACAGUCUGCCUCUUUAGACACUUUUAAGAGAAGCCUGAAAACGCACUUUUUUAGGGACUUUAAUGCGCUGUUUUAGAUGUAGUUGUCCAAUAACAGUUAAUUCAUUAUAUAAGAGACUUUUCGACAUUGUUCUCAAUAUACAUAACUGAGACAUGUGUAUAUUUUAUUGGUUUUAUUGUCGUUUCUUUCAUAAUUAUGCUUUUAAUUCCUCUGUUUUUUAUAUAUUUUUUUGUUUAUUGUGUUCUAAUUUAUGUUUUAUGUCUAUUAUUUUACAUGUUUAAUACUGAUGUACAACGCCAUUGGAUAUGAUUUUGUACAACAAUAGGCGUUUAAUUAAAUAAAACAGUUUCAGUUUCAGUUUCAAAUUGUAGCAGACAUUAGGCAGAUUGUUCAGAACUGUGUUAAAGUUUCACGGAUACACAUGUGAUCUGCAGUAUUCAGUCCAACAGCAGAUAAGACAACUGUUUCAAGUGUACUGGUUUAUUCAAAUAUAUGAGCACAUCAUCAUAUAUUUCACAUUUUAAAAAUGGCAACAUUGUUAACUUUAACAGUGUUCUGAACAAUCAGUUAUUUGCAUUGUAUUGUUUUUCUAUAAUUUUGAUCCUUUGAUUUCCAAUGAUUCGGUUUGCUAUUAUAAAUGUAUAAGUGGUUUGCUAUUAUAAAUGUAUAAGUGGUUUGCUAUUAUAAAUGUAUAAGUGGUUUGUUAUUAUAAAUGUAUAAGUAGUUUGCUAUUAUAAAUGUAUAAGUGAUUUGCUAUUAUAAAUGUAUAAGUGGUUUGUUAUUAUAAAUGUAUAAGUGGUUUGCUAUUAUAAAUGUAUAAGUGGUUUGUUAUUAUAAAUGUAUAAGUGGUUUGCUAUUAUAAAUGUAUAAGUGGUUUGUUAUUAUAAAUGUAUAAGUGGUUUGCUAUUAUAAAUGUAUAAGUGGUUUGCUAUUAUAAAUGUAUAAGUGGUUUGCUAUUAUAAAUGUAUAAGUGGUUUGUUAUUAUAAAUGUAUAAAUGGUUUGCUAUUAUAAAUGUAUAAGUGGUUUGCUAUUAUAAAUGUAUAAGUGGUUUGCUAUUAUAAAUGUAUAAGUGGUUUGCUAUUAUAAAUGUAUAAGUGGUUUGCUAUUAUAAAUGUAUAAGUGGUUUGCUAUUAUAAAUGUAUAAGUGGUUUGCUAUUAUAAAUGUAUAAGUGGUUUGCUAUUAUAAAUGUAUAAGUGGUUUGCUAUUAUAAAUGUACAAGUUUACAGGUAUUUUAAUUAUUACCAAGUAUUACCAUGCUAUGCAAAGAUUUUCAUAUUUAUACACAUGAAACUCAAUUGCAUUAUACCAUUUUGUAAUGCUUAAAUUUAUUAGUCCUUUUGGAUAUAGCAGAUAGACCAUACAGUAUAAAUGAUAUUUUGCUAAAAAGAAACCAUGGAUUAGACAGUGAGAGGGUGACCACAGCUUUAAAUUCCAACGUUCACAUCGGAGACCAAUACUCAGUAUACUGUUUAUUGUAAUUGGUUCACAAAAGCCAACAGCACAUAACACAAAAUGUUUUCCAAAAGAGUAAACUCUUAUAUAUUACUGUCAUUAAUUACCCUAAUAAUGAUCAAACAGCACAUGGUUUUAUUGUGAGGUGUUAAAAAGUAAUGAUUCUUGUGCACACUAUAUCUGCAG